Nerophis lumbriciformis (worm pipefish) is the source of this 1190-nucleotide messenger RNA. The record is from RefSeq and is a predicted model, not a curated record. NCBI's taxonomy places the organism in Eukaryota, Metazoa, Chordata, Actinopteri, Syngnathiformes, Syngnathidae.
UCCAGCGGGUGUCAGCGGGGAGUCAUGAAGAGGAGUGGCACACCAGUGUGGGACAGAAGGAGCUACAGGCCCCCUCCCACAUUAAAGAGGAGCAGCUUCAUGAUGAAGAUGAAGCUCAGUCCUUACAGCUUCAUCACAGUCAAAGUGAGGAGAACAGAGGGGCGGAGCUUGUAAGUCAACACAUCACAGAAGCUGAUGGAGAGCAUUGUGAAGAUAUCAAGUCAGAACCAGACAGCAUCUUUGCUCCACUGUCAGACAUGGACCACAUGAUGUCACACUCUUCUGAUCACAGUGACCACAUCCAAAAACCUUUGGAGAGUAAAAAUGACUCUAAAGGUGAUACGAGACAUCACACUAACGACAAACACUUUGACUGCUCUGAUUGUGGGAAAACAUUUAGACAGAAGAGUCAUUUUACAGUACACAUGAGAACACAUACUGGAGAGAAACCUUUUGCUUGCUCAGCUUGUGCUAAAAGAUUCAACACUAAUAAGGAACUUAUAUUACACGUGAGAACACACACAGGUGAGAAACCUUUUAUGUGCUCCGUUUGUAAGAAGAGUUUCUCCACAAAACAGUACAUGACCACACACAUGAGAAUACAUACUGGAGAGAAACCUUUUGCUUGCUCAGCUUGUGCUAAAAGAUUCAACACUAAGAAGGAACUUAUAUUACAUGUGAGAACACACACAGGUGAGAAACCUUUUACUUGCUCCGUUUGUAAGAAGAGUUUCUCCAAAAAGGAACACAUGACCAGACACAUGAGAACACACACAGGUGAGAAACCUUUUGCUUGCUCUGUUUGUAAGAAGAGUUUCUCCAGAAAGGCACACAUGACCACACACAUGAGAACACACACUGGAGAGAAACCUUUUGUUUGCUCAGCUUGUGCUAAAAGAUUCAAAUCUAAGAGGGAAAUGAUAUUACACAUGAGAACACACACAGGUGAGAAACCUUUUACUUGCUCUGUUUGUAAGACGAGUUUCUCCAGAAAGGAACAAAUGACCACACACAUGAGAACACACACUGGAGAGAAACCGUAUAGUUGCACUGUGUGUGAUAAGAUGUUCAGGUUUAAGAAUCAGGACAGUAAACACAAGUGUGUAACAGUCAUGGAAGCUGGCAGCGUGGACUAUGAACAUGAAACAGAGUGUCAGGAGUGUGUCAAUAGUGUGAUGUUUCCAGGCUGA